AAUUUUUCAAAGUUAAGUGAACAAAUUAAGAAAAUGACAGUUGUGGAGGAUCAUAAAAUGGAUGAGUUUCCCAGAGGAAUGCGAGUUCUUGCUGUUGAUGAUGACUCAACAUGUCUCAUGAUUUUGGAGACUAUGCUACGAAGGUGCCAAUAUCAUGUGUUGUCUGUAAAUGAUGACCCUAAGAUGGUGAUGAAGGGAAUUACACAUGGAGCUUGUGAUUAUCUACUGAAACCUGUUAGAAUUAAGGAAAUACAGAACAUUUGGCAGCAUGUUGUCAGAAGGAAGACGAUUGAUUCGAAGGAGUGGAACAAAACCAGCUACCAAGACAAUGUUAAUGCUGAUAGUAAUGAAAGAGGGUCGGUAGCAAAAGGAAAUUCAGAUCAAAUUGGAAAGUCUUCCAGAAAAAGGAAGGAUGAGGAUGAGGAUGAUUAUGAGGAGAAUGAAAAUGGCCAUUACAAUGAGGACUCAUCAAGUCACAAGAAACCUCGAGUUGUUUGGAGUGUUGAACUGCACCGCAAGUUUGUUUCUGCUGUCAAUCAAUUAGGCUUUGAAAAAGCUGUGCCUAAAAAGAUUCUUGACUUGAUGAAUGUUGAAAAGCUUACAAGGGAGAAUAAAUAUAGGCUUUACCUGAAAAGAAUUAACUCUGCGGCGAACCGACAGGCUAAUAUGGUGGUAGCCUUAGGCACUGCAGAUUCAUCCUAUUUGAGAAUGGAUUCUCUGAGUGGGGUUGGACAUUUGACGUCAUUGACUGGAGCUCAACAGUUUCAUAAUAAUACUUUCAGACCCUUUGGAUCCGGUGGGAUGGCUGGAAGAUUGAACACUUCUUUUGGUGUGAAUGUGCAUGGGUUGCCUUCUUCAGAAACUCUUCAGUUGGGUCAUGCUCAAAAUUUACACAAAUCUAUACAUGAUCCACUUAAGUUCCAACCAACAAUAACUUGUGGUAACCAGAAUGGUAUUCAGGGAAUAUCAAUGUCUACAGGUCUUGAUCAAUUCCAACAUAAUAAGGGUGUUAGUGUUGGUGUUAGUCCUAUUCAAAACAUUUCCCCUCUUAUUGAUGUUCAACCAAAUUUGUCAAUACCAAAUAAACUCCCAGAUCUGAUACCAAAAGCAAUAAUGGGUUGCUCACCCUCUCCAGUUUUGGACAUAUCAAACAAUGCUUUGGUAUUGAAAGCUGAAAGUGAAAACACCCAAGGGAGUGGAAUGAUAUAUGGUCAAACUUCAUUAGCCUCUCAGCAUUCACAAUUCUCACUCCCUUUGCUGGAACAGGGUAGGUGUAGUGAUAUUUGGUCAAAUUCUGCUGCUGAGUCAUCUGGGAUAAAUUCUUACCCUCCAAGUGAAACUUUUCAAGUAAGGAAUCUGAGUUGUGCUUCAUCCAUUACUACACUGUCUAACGAAUCUCAUGAUCCACUAAAAGAUAUGCACUCCCAAGGAGUUUUUUUUCCAAAUAAUUCUGGACAAAUAAGCAAUAAUGUGGCGCCAUUUCAAGUGUGGAACGACAAUAAUGAUGAUAGUACUUUCCAUUCAAAUAUUUUUGGUAAUUCAAUAGACGCCCUGAUUGAUACAGAUGGCCAUAGUUCUAUUAACUCAACCUACAACAGAAACACGGACUUCAGUUUUUUUUAUCCCUCACUAAUGAAGCCUGAUGGAAUUAUGGGAUUGAGUGAAGAAAACACAUUGAAACAACAACAGGAGUACACCCUGAACCAGAACAAGUCUCAAAACAAUCGUGCCGCUAAUAAUCUUGUUUCACUGGAAGAAUUUGUCAGUUCAAUGACGAACCAGGAAUUGGUGGAUUGGACAUACUUGCCCGUGUUUCAUUUCCUCGAUGCCCUUAAUAGAUGUCAAUACUUCAUGCGCCUUGGUCUAUAUUUAAGGGCACUCACAAGUAUUACUUUCAGCAAGAGCUUUUCUCCAAUUGUGAAUAAUGCUUUGUCUAUGGAUGUGUCCUCUGGUGCAUUAUGGAGUUCACCAUGUCUAGUUUUGUGGAAAUUUUCUUGCUAUUUGUUAAUGGUCCAUGAGCAAGAUUAA
Sphenostylis stenocarpa is the source of this 2028-nucleotide messenger RNA. Lineage: Eukaryota; Viridiplantae; Streptophyta; Magnoliopsida; Fabales; Fabaceae. The record is from the annotation of a GenBank genome assembly.